GUUCCUGGAGAGGAGGAGAGCUCUGCCUGGCUUAUAAAAGUGGCACUGUGAGGGGAUUCUGCUGCACUGUCCAUCCAGCAGCCGAAUACACAUAACCUCAAUCUCACACACAUCUGUGUCUUCACUGGAAGUGCCAACAUGACAGACCAGUCACCCUUUGACACCGAUGUGAUCACUAUGACCCGAUUCGUGAUGGAAGAGGGCAUCAAAGCCAAAGGCACUGGAGAGAUGACCCAGCUCCUAAAUUCACUGUGCACUGCCAUCAAAGCCAUCUCAUCUGCUGUGCGCAAAGCUGGGCUUGCCAACCUAUAUGGAAUUGCUGGAUCCACUAAUGUAACAGGAGACCAAGUGAAAAAGCUGGAUGUUCUUUCAAAUGACCUAGUUGUUAACAUGCUGAAGUCCUCAUUCGGUGCCUGUGUCCUGGUAUCAGAAGAAGACCCACAUGCUCUUAUUGUGGAGGCUGAUAGGAGGGGUAAAUAUGUUGUCUGUUUUGACCCAUUGGAUGGUUCCUCUAACAUUGACUGUCUUGCAUCCAUUGGUACAAUCUUUGCCAUAUACAAAAAGACAACAGAUGGAGAACCCACUGAGAAAGAUGCCUUGCAGCCAGGACGUAAUCUCAUUGCAGCAGGAUAUGCUUUAUAUGGGAGCGCCACAAUGCUUGUCUUAGCCAGUGAAUGUGGUGUCAAUUGCUUCAUGCUGGACCCUUCAAUUGGAGAAUUCCUCUUGGUCAACAAAAAUGUGAAAAUUAAGCCAAGAGGCAAUAUCUACAGUCUUAAUGAAGGCUAUGCUAAAUACUUUGAUGCAGCGGUAACAGAGUAUCUCCAGAAGAAGAAGUUUCCAGAAGAUGGCAGUUCCCCAUAUGGAGGAAGAUAUGUUGGGUCAAUGGUGGCAGAUGUCCAUCGAACAUUGGUCUAUGGAGGAAUCUUUUUGUACCCUGCAAACGUAAAAAGCCCAAAAGGAAAGCUGAGGCUCUUGUAUGAGUGCAACCCCAUGGCAUAUAUUAUGGAAAAAGCUGGAGGCCUAGCCACCAAUGGACUGGAGAACAUUUUGGAUAUUAUCCCCGAAAACAUACAUCAAAGGAUGCCCAUAGCCCUAGGUUCUCCAGAAGAUGUUAAGGAAUACAUUGAGAUUUUCAAAAAACAUGCCAAGAAAUGAAGAGCUGCUGGACAGAACUGCUGACAAGAGGACCAAAGAAAAUAUUCCAUGUCUGCAAUAAUUCAAACAUGUUCAAGACAACAACAUUCUUACUUUUAUACACAAAGUGCCAGUGUGAUAAAGACACAUGAAUAAAUUUUUAUAUUAAGCUUGUAAGUUGUAUGUCUGUAAU
This is a messenger RNA of Hyla sarda, 1327 nucleotides long. RefSeq names its product fructose-1,6-bisphosphatase 1-like. The transcript is spliced from 7 exons. The record is from RefSeq and is a predicted model, not a curated record. Bases 139 to 1155 code for a protein of 338 amino acids. Gene Ontology annotation, biological process: fructose 1,6-bisphosphate metabolic process; fructose 6-phosphate metabolic process; gluconeogenesis. Gene Ontology annotation, cellular component: cytoplasm; cytosol. Gene Ontology annotation, molecular function: fructose 1,6-bisphosphate 1-phosphatase activity. Lineage: Eukaryota; Metazoa; Chordata; Amphibia; Anura; Hylidae.